Lobosporangium transversale is the source of this 642-nucleotide messenger RNA. RefSeq lists its product as hypothetical. The transcript has 3 exons. The record is from RefSeq and is a predicted model, not a curated record. NCBI's taxonomy places the organism in Eukaryota, Fungi, Mortierellomycota, Mortierellomycetes, Mortierellales, Mortierellaceae. Bases 1 to 453 code for a protein of 150 amino acids.
AUGCCUUAUUUGAUUUUCUCUUGUGUAAAACUUAUUGCUCUGAUUAAGGGCGGAACCAUAAGUCAUUGCUCAAUACUCAAGCCUUCAGCCUUCAGAGCUGCAACGCUCAAGAACGAUGUAGCAAGGGUCAUAUGUCAUCUGAUCCCUUAUGCUGGUAUGGGGCUCAACUACUCGUUGUAUGCACUGGCAGCACCUUCUCCUACCCGUUACUUCACGUCCCUGCAAGUCGGCACAGUCACCCGGACACAAUCUGCAUCUGCAGGCUUUAAUCCUGAGCAUCAUCCGAUUGUACUCCAACAACUGGUCGAGUCUCUUUCACCAAGCGAAUUUGUGGCUCCCUUGAGUGCUUCUUCUAAUGCGAAAGAGGCUAUGGCCAAGGGCUCUCUUUCGGACAAGCCUCCGGUGGCUACUCAAGGAUCACAUCAGGGCCCAGUUACGGAUGGCCAUGCUUAAGAAAAAAACGCGCACUUGAAAUCAAAUUUCUUUAAACACGAGAGUAGACACAGCUCGUUGCAAACAAUUUUUUUUGAAUCUCAGCUUUGCCAUGGCUGUCGCUUCUACCUUCUCUCUGUCGUUCUGUUCGACCUUUUUAUAGUUUAAAAAGUUAUCCUCCUUUCCUUUAUUCUUUCUUUCAUUCCUUCC